UUUUCAAUUUCUAUAUUCAGUUCUAAGCAGAAUGAAUAAUACCUCAUGUCAAAUCAGGGUAUGAAUUCAAAAUGGAAUCAAGCAAAAAUACAAUACAAUUUAUUUGUAUAAUUUUCUUUGCAAGAGCCGCAUUUCUUGACGCUGAAAUAAACAAUGUUCGACUGGUUGGGGGAAAUUCCUCGGCAGAGGGACGAGUAGAGGUGUUUUAUAAUGGAGAAUGGGGGACAGUGUGUGAUGAUAAUUUCGAUGACAAAGAUGCAGCUGUCGUCUGCUCAAUGCUGGGUUACAGCAGCAUGAAUGCUAAAAGUAAACAGCAAGCAUUCUUUGGACAAGGAAAUGGUAGCAUAUGGAUGGAUCAGCUAGAAUGUACAGAUUAUGACACAAAUAUAUUAACAUGCUCACGGAAUGCUAUGGGUAUACACAACUGCGUGCACGGGGAAGAUGCAGGGGUUGUGUGUAACAUGUUUGCGGCGCCUAAUAUAAGACUCGUUGGUGGAACUGAUUCGUUGGAAGGAAGAUUGGAAAUUUUAUAUAACAAUGAGUGGGGUACUGUGUGCGAUGACUCAUGGGAUAGCAAGGAUGCGUCUGUAGUAUGUUUUAUGCUGGGAUAUUCAAGAGAAAAUGCCACAUCAACAGACACGGCUCGAUUUGGCCAGGGACAAGGCCCAAUCUGGAUGGACGAUGUCUCAUGUCAAGGGACAGAGAAUGAUAUAUUUGAUUGUAACAAAAUUUUGGUGAACGACAACUGUGACCAUUCUGAGGAUGCAGGAGUUAUUUGCUCAAAAACACCUACAAACAAAGUUCGACUGGUAGGAGGAAACUCCUCAGCGCAGGGUCGAGUGGAGGUGUUCAUUAAAGGGAAAUGGGGUACAGUUUGUGAUGAUAGCUUCAAUGACAAAGAUGCAGCUGUUGUCUGCUCAAUGCUGGGUAUACCAAGCAUGAAUGCUACGGCAAAGGGGCAAGCGUUUUUCGGACAAGGAAAUGGUAGGAUAUGGAUGGACAAUCUUCGCUGCACAGAUAAUGACACCGAUUUAUUUACAUGCCCCCAGAAUGCUUUGGGUUCACACAACUGUAGGCACAACGAAGAUGCGGGGGUUUUGUGUCACAGUUAUUUUACGGAUUGUGGAAAUGCAGACAUUCUGAUUAUUAUGGAUGAAAGCGGAAGUGUUGGGUCAGAUCACUUUAACACAAUGAAAACGUUUAUAGGAGAUGUGGUUCGAGGUUUGAAUUCUGUAUUCUUUAGAUUUAGUGUCAUAACAUACAGUACUUCCGCAAGAAAAAUAUUUGGAUUUCUCGACUUUAAUAAUAUAAAUGCCAUUAUGACAAGCAUUGAGCACAUUCAGUAUGCAGUUGGAAGAUCUACAAAAACUGACAGAGCACUUGAAUAUGCAAGGGUGUCUAUUUUUAACACCAAAAGGGCAGAUGCUGCUCAUAUAGUAAUUUUGUUUACGGAUGGAAAGUCCGGUAACUCUGAAAAGACAAAAGAAGAAGCAGCUUUACUGCGCAAUGAAGGAGUGCGCAUAUUUUCGAUUGGAGUUGGAAAAGGACCUAAAAUAGAAGAGCUUCAGUCUAUCGCAUCGUCACCCAGCGAUGAACACGUCUUCCAAGUAUCAUCGUUCAGCGCUCUUUCACAAAUUCUCAAUGCAGUGCAAACCAGAACAUGUCAAGCGUCUGUGGAUGGUGGAUUCAGUGAAUGGACAAUGUGGGCACCGUGUAGUAGGACGUGCGGACAUGGUCUCAAGUCAAGACGCCGGACAUGUACAAAUCCAGUACCUAGCAGAAAUGGCAGAAACUGCACUGGAACCUACUCAGAAAAUACAGUAUGCAGUAUAGCAGGCUGUCCAGUGGACGGUAAUUGGGGACAUUGGAGUUCUUGGUUAGAUUGCAGUGUAACAUGCGGUACCGGCAAUCAAAUACGAAGAAGAUUCUGUUCAAAUCCCAGGCCUAAAUAUGGAGGUCGACAGUGUCAGGGAUCAAGCACAGAUACACUGACUUGUAAUCUUGGUUCUUGUCCUAUUCAUGGGGGUUUCAGUGAGUGGAAUAUGUGGUCUGUUUGCUCCGUUUCGUGUGGGGGUGGAUUCAAAACAAGAGAAAGGGCAUGCACUAAUCCAUCUCCUCGACACGGGGGAUCCAAUUGCUCAGAUUAUUUCACAGAUUUAGAUAUCUGCAACACUUCUCCUUGUCCUGUAAAUGGUGGUUUUGGAAUUUGGGGUUCAUGGUCGGUGUGUUCCAAAAGCUGUGAAGGGGGUUAUAAAGUAAGGCGGAGGCUUUGUAAUUCACCAACACCUGAGUAUGGUGGUAAAAACUGUAUAGGAAAUGCCUCAAAAAACCUAACGUGCAACGUAUUGCCUUGUCCAAUUAAUGGAGGAUUCACUGAAUGGAGCAACUGGACUGAUUGCUCCAAAAGUUGCGGAGGGGGUUUGAAUAUACGUAAUCGAUCAUGUACCAAUCCGUCACCUAAAUAUGGAGGAAAGCAUUGCGAAGGUAGUUUGUCUGAGUUUCUAAAUUGUAAUGAACAUCAGUGUCCUAUUGAUGGUGGUUUUUCAUUAUGGGGUGCAUGGUCCUCGUGCACUGUCUCUUGUGGUAGUGGAACCUCAAUACGAUCACGAUCCUGUACAAACCCUUCUCCUUUAUUUGGAGGUAAAAACUGCACUGGUAAUACCGAGCAAAUUAUAGACUGUAAUAUACAACUUUGUCCGAUUGAUGGAAAAUAUGGCGAUUGGACCACAUGGUCACAGUGUUCUAAUUCAUGUGGUGGGGGCUCCAAACUAAGAUUGCGAAGAUGUGACAAUCCUCUUCCUCAGAAUGGAGGUAAACAAUGUAACGGGAUCAAUGAAGAUCAUUUACAAUGCAACACUCAACCGUGUCCAGUUGAUGGACACUUCAGCGAGUGGGGGACAUGGACUCUUUGUUCUCAUAGCUGUGGAGGAGGCAUAAAAACAAGGUUUAGGCUGUGCAAUGAUCCUUUUCCGGCGUUUGGUGGACGGAAUUGCUCGGGUUCGUUUCAACAAUUUUCUCAGUGUAACCCAUUACCAUGUCCAAUAGAUGGCGGUUUAAGCAUAUGGAAUGAAUGGUCACUUUGUUCGUCAACUUGUGGUGGAGGUAUUCAAAUAAGAAAUAGGUCAUGCACAAAUCCUGUCCCACAAAACGGGGGGAAAGAAUGCGAAGGGAAAACUACGGAUUCCCUUGAAUGCAAUGCUCAUGAGUGUCCAAUAGAUGGAAAUUAUUCUGAUUGGGGGGCUUGGACAAUGUGUUCGGUUACAUGUGGAGGAGGAGCUAGAAUGCGAAGUCGCACCUGUACAAAUCCAUCUCCACAAUUUGGAGGAAAGGAAUGCUCCGGUGAAUCAGGGCAAUCUGAAAAUUGCAAUAACAUCAGUUGUCCAGUAGAUGGGGGUUAUAGCGAAUGGAGUUUUUGGGCAGAAUGUACCGUCACGUGUGGGGGAGGAACUUCAAUGCGUAGAAGAACUUGUACAAAUCCAUCGCCACAACAUGGAGGUAAACAAUGCAAGGGAGAAGCUAAUGAAACAGUGGAAUGCAAUACAAACAGUUGUUCAAUUUGUAACAAUCCCGCAAUGGAAUUUGAAUGUCACAAUAAGGUGCACUGUAUAGACAAAGAUUAUGUUUGUGAUGGUUUACCAGAUUGUGCUGACAAUAGUGAUGAAAUUCCUGCUGUGUGUGGCGGUCAAGCCGACAGGACUUGUCCAGAGGGCCUUUAUAGGUGCCCAGACGGUUCGUGUAAAACCGGGCCGGAAUGUUAAUGCUGUGGAACAUUUUGUUUGAGGAUAUUAAAGAACGAUUUUUGAGUACAUUUAUGUAACAUGCUUUCUCCUGCUACUCUGUCUUCAAUGUACAGUAAUUUUAUGCAUGAAUAUUUCUGAUUUGUAGAAAGAAAUUUAUAAGUGGAAUAGCUGUGUUUAAGAAAAAAAAAUUAUCAAAGAAAGAAUUAUUUGUUACAUCGUGAACCUACUGCUGCAUAUAUUAUUUAUAUCAAUUUUCAAUAUAAUUUCUUUAACUGUCGAAAAUAAGAAUUUCAGACAAAAGAAACACAAUCUUGCGGGGGGGGGGGAUCCCAAUUAAACUUCCCCUUUUUAUGCAUACAUCAUUCAUCCAUACAGUAUAGCAAUCGUAACUUCCCUAUUGACAGUAUAUAGACGUAGAAUACAAUAUUAUUCGUUCAUUAAUGUUUAAGGUUUACAACCAUUUAUCAAGGAAAGAAAAACAAUAUUUAAAUACCGGAAAGAAAAAUAACAUUUAGCUUCCAUAGCUUGCUUUUCCCCAAGCUAUGCACAUACAGCUGCCAUGUGAGACUCCGAUUGGGGGAUGGGUCAAGGGAUCCAGACCCCCUCCCCCCUGCAAAUAUCCUAUUUCUUCUAUUAACAUCAUAAAAUUACCAAAAACAUGUCUCAGACCCCCCCCCCCCCCGGCAAACUCAAAUAACGCCCCUUUUUUUCAAAAAUAUGCUUGUGCUUACAUGUUAUUUGUUACUAUUAUAUAAUAUUUAUGUUAUUUGUCAAAUCUGUCAUUUGACUUGCUUUAAAUAAACUGUCUAUCCAAAUA
Magallana angulata is the source of this 4557-nucleotide messenger RNA. RefSeq names its product SCO-spondin-like. Bases 72 to 3758 code for a protein of 1228 amino acids. NCBI's taxonomy places the organism in Eukaryota, Metazoa, Mollusca, Bivalvia, Ostreida, Ostreidae. Gene Ontology annotation, cellular component: membrane. The transcript has 11 exons. The record is from RefSeq and is a predicted model, not a curated record. Gene Ontology annotation, molecular function: protein binding.